AUGGACACCACCCCCUCAGCAAGCUCCUCGCCAUCUUCUUCUUCGGUGCCUCCCUCGGAUCCUGCCGAAACCUUCAAGAUCAGCAAUCAAAUGGAACUCGAAGCAAAGGAAGCUCUGUUGUCUGACCUUGACGCUGAAAUCGAGCUGGUGACGGAGAAGAUCCAUGAUGAUUCCUCUCGGGGCCCUGAGACGACGGCGAGCUCCAAGCCCGAUGGAUCGGCGGUUGUCAAGGAUGAUGACUUUCACCAAGUGAUGAUGCGUAUGACCAAAUCAGCCUGGGAUCGAACACACGACGCUCCUGAGUCUCGAUCACCGCAUCGUCGUGUAGCCCCCAGCGCUCCCUCCAACCUUCGCGAAAGAUUCUCUAGCUCAACAUCCCGACACGAAGAGACACAAAGGUUGUUGACAGAAUCUUCUCUCGAGACUGACUCUCUUGUGGGUCAGCAGGCUGCGAUGGAUCAGAUGGUCCAAUCUAGAGCACAGGCCUACAGAGAGGUGUAUACUCAGCUACAAGUGCUGGAGAGUGACAGUGUCGGCGUUCCAACUGGUCCGUCUGAGACGGAUGGUGAGGAAGAAAACGAGCAAUAA
Messenger RNA from Cryptococcus amylolentus CBS 6039, 588 nucleotides. RefSeq lists its product as hypothetical. Lineage: Eukaryota; Fungi; Basidiomycota; Tremellomycetes; Tremellales; Cryptococcaceae. The transcript has 2 exons. The record is from RefSeq and is a predicted model, not a curated record. The coding region runs from base 1 to 588 and encodes 195 amino acids.